CUGAAAUAACAGAAGUGAUUCAUGAACCUGAAAUAGCCAAAGUAAUCUCUGAAUCUGAAAUAGCCAAAAUGAUCUCUAAACUUAAAAUAGCCAAAAUGAUUUUUGAUGAAAUAGUAUCUGAAGCUGUUGUGAUCUCUGAACCUGAAAUAAUUGCAUCUGAAUUCAAAAAAGCCUCAGUUAAAAAACGAAAAUUCAUUACAAAACUCAAUCUCGAUCAAUUACAAACAUCAGAAAAAGCUAAAAAUGAAGCCAAAGUGAUCCCUGAGCUUGAAAUAGCCGAUGUGAUCCCUGAACCCAAAAUAACAGAAAUGAUUCCUGAAUCAGAAAUAGGUAAAGUGAACUCUGAACCUGAAAUAACAGAAGUGAACCCUAAACCCAAAAUAGCUAGAGUGAUUCUUGUAUCCAAAAUAGCCAGAGUGAUCCCUGAAUCUGAAAUAAA
Racocetra persica is the source of this 439-nucleotide messenger RNA. The record is from the annotation of a GenBank genome assembly. Lineage: Eukaryota; Fungi; Glomeromycota; Glomeromycetes; Diversisporales; Gigasporaceae.